GAAUGAUUGGUAGGAGUGGAAGAGUGCAAGUGAAAACGACCGCUUAUUAGUAUUGUCGAUGCUGCUCGCUCGAUUAGGCGCAUCUAUACUACGCUCUUUCCGUCAUUUUGUUUUGCCGGAUAAAACUUUUCUCUUUCUCUCUCUUCAAUUGAAGAAGAAGAAGAACAACAAGAACACCAAGAUUCGCAGAAAACACAACACACUGUGAGAGAAGCAAAUCUCUAAAUUUUUCACUUCAUAUAUCACUGGUGUUUGCCUGUUUAUGACAAAUACCUGAGCCGAUCAUGUCAGAAGGUGCAGAGAUUGACGAGCGUGUUGACCUUGAUGAGGAAAACUACAUGGAAGAAAUGGAUGAUGAUGUUGAGGAACAGAUAGAUGAUGAUGGAGUUGAUGGAGGCGAAGAUGAUAAUGCUGAAGGUAGUGUCGAAGAACAUGAAUAUGAAGAGUCAGCAGCGGCAGAGGCUGGUCGGAAAGACCAAUUUCUCGAUGCUGAAAAAAGUGACCUUGCCACGGAAGAAGAUGAGCAAAAACCAUCUCUCAUUGAUGAAGAAGAGAAAGAGAAGCAUGAUGAACUUCUUGCUCUUCCUCCUCAUGGUUCUGAAGUCUUUAUUGGUGGACUUCCUCGUGAUACGUGUGAAGAUGACUUAAGGGAACUGUGUGAGCCAAUGGGGGAUAUUGUUGAGGUUCGGUUAAUGAAAGACAGGGACACCGGAGAAAGCAAGGGUUAUGCUUUUGUGGCGUUUAAAACAAAAGAGGUGGCACAGAAGGCCAUCGAUGAUUUACAUAGCAAGGAAUUUAAGGGUAAAACUUUGAGGUGUUCGCUGUCUGAAACCAAACACAGAUUAUUCAUUGGUAAUGUUCCAAAGACAUGGUCAGAGGAUGAGUUUAGGAAAGUUGUUGAGGGUGUUGGUCCUGGAGUUGAAAGCAUUGAGCUCAUAAAGGACCCUCAAAAUCCAAGCAGAAAUCGUGGGUUUGCUUUUGUUUUGUAUUACAACAAUGCAUGUGCUGAUUAUUCACGGCAAAAGAUGUCAAGUUCGAGUUUCAAGCUUGAUGGAAAUACACCAACUGUCACCUGGGCAGAUCCAAAGGCCACACCUGACCAUUCUGCUGCCUCUUCACAGGUGAAAGCUCUAUAUGUGAAAAACAUACCUGAGAAUGUUACUACUGACCAACUAAAAGAUCUAUUUCGCCGUCAUGGGGAAGUAACAAAAGUGGUCAUGCCACCCGGCAAAGUUGGAGGGAAACGUGAUUUUGGUUUCAUUCAUUAUGCAGAGAGGUCAAGUGCAUUGAAAGCUGUAAAAGAGACAGAGAAAUAUGAAAUUGACGGCCAAGCUCUUGAAGUUGUUCUUGCCAAGCCUCAAGCUGAAAAAAAACCUGAUGGUGGCUAUGCCUACAAUCCUGGUCUCCACCCUAACCAUCUUUCACAUCCUGGUUAUGGUAACUUUUCUGGAAAUCUUUAUGGCUCUGUAGGGGCUGGGUAUGGUGUUGCUGCUGGUUAUCAACAGCCAAUGAUAUACGGUAGGGGUCCAAUGCCGGCAGGAAUGCAGAUGGUUCCAAUGGUUUUACCAGAUGGUCGAAUUGGCUAUGUCCUUCAACAACCUGGUGUACAGGUGCCAGCUACCCGGCCUCGCAGAAAUGACAGGGGCAAUGGUCCCAGCGGUCAGCCGGGGCGUGGAGGAGGCAGUGGUAAUGACGACGGAAAUCGUAAUAGAAGGUAUCGACCGUAUUAGUGGUAGAAGGCAGAUAAAUGCAAUGUUGCUCAUGCCACCUGGUUGCCUCUUCUUGGUGGUGAGGGGGCCUUGGCAAUGUGAUGCUUUGACAGAAAAUCCUUUCUCAAUCUUGAACCCAUAAAAGUGGAAAAAGAAAAAAUAUAAAGAAAAAGUUAAGUUAGGAUUAGGACCAGUGAUAUUUUAUUACGUUAAUGUUGGUAUCUACUGCUGUUAGAUGAUUCACAGCUGAGUAAUGGCCCAAGUUUAUCUGCUUGUAAUGCUUCUUGGCAGUUUUUAUUGACUACCAGUAGAAAAUUAUGUUAAUUUGGUUUCAGCAACUCUACCAUGUUUUUGUCACUCAUUUUUCAUGCACUACCCAAUGUCUCUUAAAUGUUUGUUGUAGGCUUGUAUAAACCUUUAAACAUUUUGUGAUCAAAUAGAUCAGUAAUGCUGAUGCCACUUUAUUUGUAUUCAGAAUCAGAAACUCAAGGUUUUGUUAUUUUCGAUUGAGCAAA
Messenger RNA from Cicer arietinum (chickpea), 2224 nucleotides. Its product is annotated as heterogeneous nuclear ribonucleoprotein Q. Gene Ontology annotation, molecular function: RNA binding. Lineage: Eukaryota; Viridiplantae; Streptophyta; Magnoliopsida; Fabales; Fabaceae. The record is from RefSeq and is a predicted model, not a curated record.